UUUUGGGUUUUAUCUAAUCUGACACCAUCGGUUCUGUCUUGGCUCAUCCGCUCCCUGCCUUGGGCUGUGUUUACUCUCUCUGUGAGUUCCUACUUCCUAACCAAGCAGGCGGAAUCCGUUUCAUCCAUCUCUCUCCCUCUCAGGCAGUAGUGAGUCGGUGAGCAGUGUGAGGAGGGCUUCGAUGGCGUUACCAGUCGUUGACACGGAGUACCUAAAGGAAGUCGACAAGGCUCGUCGCGAUCUCCGUGCCCUCAUCGCCUCCAGGCACUGCGCUCCCAUCAUGCUUCGCUUGGCGUACUCUCUCUCUCUCCCUCCCUGUUUGUUUCUCGUAAAUUGAGAUAUAAGAAACGCAGAAAAAAUUAAACAUAGUAAUAUAUAACUUUUUUAGCUUAGUUGAAGGCCAAAAACGAAGUGGAAACACGAUAAGUGGUAUAUUUAGUUUUACUUAUAUUUUUUAUGUUUUGUAAUAUUAUAUAGUAAUCGACUAACGUAAAAACAGAAAAGAUAAAAGGGUAUUUGGCGUAGUUGUUGAAUCAAUAACCGGUUUUUUUUCUUUUCCAUUGAUCUUUUACAAUUUCUAAGCAACGAGAUAGACAGUUAAUCUUGUCAUUAUUUAUAUUUUGAUUUUUAACUCUUUCAUUUGGAUAAAGAAAAUGUAUGUAACUUUUAGCAAAUAAUCGUGUUUAGCAAUUUUUAGUUUGUCAUGUGUGUUAAAUAUUGAUUAACUUUCCUCAAAGUUUGCGGACAAUUGAUAAUUCAUGAUAGUAUUGGCGGAGGUGGUUCCAAGUUCGAAUCAUAUCUCUCACUUGUUGGUUUCAUUCAAUUUUUUGGUACUAGUGAAUAAUAAUUAUCAGUAUGUGUAUUUUUUCUUUCUUUCUAGGUGGCAUGAUGCCGGCACACAUGAUGUGAAAACUAAAACAGGUGGACCGAAUGGUUCGAUUAGGAAUGCUGAAGAAUAUAGUCAUGGUUCUAACAAUGGCUUGAAAAAAGCCAUUGAUUGGUGCGAGGAAGUGAAGUCUAAGCAUCCCAAGAUUACAUAUGCAGACCUAUACCAGCUUGCCGGUGUUGUUGCCGUUGAGGUUACUGGAGGCCCAACCAUUGACUUUGUUCCUGGCAGAAAGGACUCGAAUGUUUGUCCCAAGGAAGGGCGACUUCCAGAUGCUAAGCAAGGUCUGCCCGGCAGUGCACCACAUCUCAGGGAUAUCUUUUAUCGGAUGGGUCUGUCUGACGAGGAUAUUGUUGCUCUGUCUGGGGGCCACACUUUGGGAAGGGCACAUCCAGAGAGAUCUGGUUUUGAUGGUCCUUGGGCUAAGGAACCUCUUAAGUUUGAUAACUCAUACUUUGUGGAACUUUUGGAGGGGGAAUCAGAGGGUCUGUUGCAACUUCCAACGGACAAGGCUUUAGUGGAUGAUCCUAAUUUCCGUCAUUAUGUGGAGCUGUAUGCAAAGGACGAGGACGCAUUCUUUAGAGAUUAUGCAGAAUCGCAUAAGAAACUAUCAGAGCUUGGGUUUGCUCCAAGUUCCUCUGGAUCAAAGGUAAUUUCAAAGCAGAGCAGCAUAGUGGCGCAAAGUGCUGUAGGAGUUGCGGUUGCUGCUGCUGUGGUGAUCUUGAGCUACUUUUACGAAGUUCACAAGAAUAUUAAAUGAACAUGGCUUAUUUGAUCAAAUCUCAAAUAUCUCUGUUACUACUACCCUUAUGAUUCUAUAGCACUGAGCUCAUUUUUGCUUACACAUGCAACACAAAAAAGCUACAAUGUUCUUGUCUUUAUGUGCCAAUAAAACGGGUCAGAGCAGUAGAGCUUUACUAAA
Messenger RNA from Juglans microcarpa x Juglans regia, 1808 nucleotides. RefSeq names its product L-ascorbate peroxidase 3-like. Gene Ontology annotation, biological process: cellular response to oxidative stress; response to reactive oxygen species; hydrogen peroxide catabolic process. The record is from RefSeq and is a predicted model, not a curated record. Gene Ontology annotation, molecular function: peroxidase activity; heme binding. The coding region runs from base 759 to 1646 and encodes 295 amino acids. The transcript has 8 exons. NCBI's taxonomy places the organism in Eukaryota, Viridiplantae, Streptophyta, Magnoliopsida, Fagales, Juglandaceae.